UGUGCUGUGUAAGGGAAGCCUAAACCUACAAGUCCAGUAUGAAGCACGGAUCCGAAACCGGGCGGGGGGGCGGGGCAGGAAGGGAGGAGUAGCCCCGCCCUCACCCAGCCCAGCGGAAGGCAGCGCUUCCCCUUCGAAGACGGCGUGAGCCGCGGUCGCCCAAGUUCCCUGGAGCUCGGGAGUUCGGAGCGGAGGUGCCGGCAUCCCACACCUCGCUAAACACUUGCUGGAGAUCGCUCCGACCGGGAUGGGCGGCAGGACCUGGCUGCCGUUCCCAGUGCUCUUCCUGGCCGCUCUGCCCCCAGCGCUGCUGCGGGGGGCGGCCGGCUUCAAGCCCUCCUUGGACAGCGACUUCACCUUCACGCUCCCGGCCGGCCAGAAGGAGUGCUUCUACCAGCCCAUGCCCCUGAAGGCCUCGCUGGAGAUCGAAUACCAGGUUUUAGAUGGAGCAGGAUUAGAUAUUGAUUUCCAUCUUACCUCCCCAGAGGGCAGAACCUUAGUUUUUGAGCAAAGAAAAUCAGAUGGUGUUCACACUGUGGAGACUGAAGUUGGUGACUACAUGUUCUGCUUUGAUAAUACAUUUAGCACCAUUUCUGAGAAGGUAAUUUUUUUUGAACUGAUCCUGGAUAACAUGGGAGAAGAAGCUCAGGAACAAGAAGACUGGAAAAGAUAUAUCUCUGACACGGAUGUGCUGGAGAUGAAGCUGGAGGACAUCCUGGAGUCCAUCAACAGCAUCAAGUCCAGACUGAGCAAAAGUGGUCAGAUACAAACUCUGCUUAGAGCAUUUGAAGCUCGUGAUCGAAACAUACAAGAAAGCAACUUUGACAGAGUCAACUUCUGGUCCGUGGUGAAUUUGACGGUCAUGGUGGUAGUGUCAGGUAUUCAGGUUUAUAUGCUGAAAAGUCUGUUUGAAGAUAAGAGGAAAAGUAGAACUUAAAACUCCAACAUAGAUUACUUAACAUUGGAAAAAAAGAGGUAGAAAAUUCUAAUACACUGUUACAGUCAAGAUUAUUAGUAGUCAUUCCCAUAACAUUUUCAGAAAUUAAGUAUAAGAUAUGUAAAAUUUACUAUGGAAAAUCAUUGUAUAUCCAGAUAACUUUAUUGACCCAGUUAUACACUUAAAUGUAUAUAACAGGAUAUCAUAUAUAAUUUAGAUUUGAUUGGAGCAAUUAACAUUUUUUAGGUUUAAAAAUCUCUCCCAAAUAUGUAUAAGUUAAAUAAAUGAACAGUAUCCAUAAACACACCACCAGUUUGCUUUUACACAGAACUUUCUCUGUAAAUUGGCUGGUACAAAAUAAUUUAUCAAGUUUGCAAAUCAUUUGAGGAUUAUAUAAUUAUGGACUAACCAUUACAUCUUUCCAAAAAAAGUAACUAUAUGUAUACCACUGAAAUGAUACUUUAAAAAUUUUUCUUUUCUUCUUUUUUUGGGGGUGGGGGGGUUUCAAGACAGGGUUUAUGUUGCCCUUGUCCUGGAACUAGCUCUGUAGACCAGGUCAGCCUCAAACACUGAGAUCCACCUUCCUAUGCCUUCUGAGUACUGGGAUUAAAGGCAUGUGCCACUACUGCCCGGCUAUUUUUAAGAAUUUUAUAACCAAAUACAAUGUGAAACAUUAUAGAAAAGUAUUAGUUUUUAUAAACUUAGCUUACAUUUCCAAGAACUAACAUUUUGAUAAUUAAAUUGGAAGGGCAUUCUUUCCUCAAAAAUUAGGCAAUGUCUUUCUCAUUGAAAUGACAUUAUAAAGGUUUUCUUAUGUGAAGAUAUAAAUAGGGUAGUUGAUGUUUAUGAAUAGGAUGCAUUCUGUCUAGACAUUAGCUAAGAUAAAAUUUGAGAUAAAAAUGAAUGUACUUUUAUACUACCCAUCAAAACUGUUGUAUUGGUUUCUACACAGCUAUUGGUUUUGUUUGUUGGGUUUGUUUUUUUUUUUUUUUUGGUUGUUAUUGUUUUCCAGACAGAGUUUCUCUGUGUAGCCCUGGCUAUCCUCGAACUCACUUUGUAAACCAGGCUGCCCUCAAAUUCACAGAGAUCCACCUGCCUCUACCUCCCGAGUUCUGACUCUCAAGUGCUGGGAUUAAAGGUUAAGUUAUCUGGCCAAUAGCUAUUGGUUUAGAUAAUACUUUGUCACCAGCAGGUGUGAGGGAUACACUGCUGAAUAGAUCUGACCUUAUGUAAAUAAAUAGCUCCUAAGUUCUCAAAAUCAUCAGAAUGAGGGAAAAAUUAGAUAAACAUGAGACUACCAAAUACAAAAGUUCACCUAAGUAGAACCAUAAUAUCUAGAAUCAAAUGGGCUCACCUUGCUAUCCCAAUUCUAAUAGAAAACAGAGAAGGGUAAUUUGAAGUUCACUGGAAUAAAUUAUGUUUGUCAGUUUUUAUUUUCUAGUUACUGUUUUCAAUUAUAAAUGUUCAGGUAGAUUUUAUGAAAUGCACAUCCUACUAUAAAGUUUAUACAUAUUUAUUAUAGGUUUUAUUAUAAUUUUCACAAAAUUAUAAUACCUAAGUACCUAUGGUCACUUAUGACUUUGAAGGAUUAAAACAAUCCUAAAUUAUAAACAGCUAAUGUGAAUAUAAAAGCCAAUACACACAAAAACGCUGUCUUUCUAGCUUAUUAGUCUGUAGUACAAUCUUAUUCAAGUUCUAGUAAUUUAGCUUCAUCAUGAAACAAUGUUGUCGAUUAGAAAAAAAAUGAUCAAAUCUGGGUAUUGUACCCAUUAUAUGUGUGUGUGUGUUAUAUAUUGCCAUAACUCUUACUGAGCAAUAAUGAUCUUCCAUCUCACACACACAAAACAUAUGGUAGGUACUCAGAGAAAUACUUCAUUUACAGUUUAUACUCAGAAUAGUACAGAGAUAUACUAUAUUUUUUUCCUUCUUGGGAGAAUAGAGAUUUAUUUUUCUCUAUUCAGAGGCUUUUCAAAACAUAAAUACCAUAUAUGAUCAGUAACUGGCCAAGAAAAUGCUCCAGUAUUGUAAGCAAAACUCCUCAGCACAUACAGAACAAAGUGAGAUCAUUACCUAAAAAAGCCUUUUUCCGCUUUCAAGUGGAAGGGAAGCAAUCUAUAGGUACCAUAACUGAUAAGCAGACUACACUUGAGUCUACUGUGUCUUUUCUGUAAGACUGUGAUUAAGAAUUCUACCUCUUAGAUACAGCUGAUACUGUACUGUACCUAACACUGUACUUGUUACUAACAUCAUCUUGUAUGUAUGUAAUUUGUGCCACUGAUUUUUAAAUCUAUAAUUCAGUUACUUCUUGCCAUUUAAAAUGGUAAUAGUAUCUUUAUUGAAAAAAGUAACUUACAAAUGUUAAAGAUUUUAUUUUUUAUAGAUAAAAAUAAAAAGAUAUUAAGAACCAUGUUGCCUAUAUUAAUCAUAAAAAGAAAAACUGUAAGCAAAAACCAAAAUGUUUAUUUUUAAAUGUGUAUUAUCUGCUUCAUAUGAGUCUUUCAAUGUUACUUUCUCAAUUAUACUAAAAUCAAAUAAGCCAUCACUUGAUCUGACUUUUAUCUUGUUAAUUGUAUAAAUUACUACAGUAGUUUAACAGAAGUGUAGAGAUGACUUGCAUUCUGAGAUGCAGUUGGAUUAUGUGCUCUUUUACCAGGUCAAUAAACAGAAGGUAAAUAAGCAUCUGAAAAUGUUGUUGAAAUAAAUUAUAAAUCAAAAUAUAUUUAGGUAUAUUUACCAUUAAACAUUAUUAUCUUAAAAUUAACAGAAACCAAGUCCCUGUAAUUUUGUACCUCCAGUGAAAAUUAUUUAUCAGAAAUUUUAAGACAUAUUAAUUUAGCAUGUAAUGUUUUUCUUUUCUUUCUUUCUCUCUUUUUCCUUUACUGUUUUUCGAGACAGGGUUUCUCCGUGAAACUGUCCUGGAACUAGCUCUGUUGACCAGGCUGGCCUUGAACUCACAGAGAAUCCUCCUGUCUCUGCCUCCCAAAUGCUGGGAUUAAAGCCAACUUGUUGGCAACCACUGCCCAGCUUCUCUGAGUUUUUCUGUCAUACCACUUUGUUUUGGAUCUGCCAGUGUACUCAGUUACCUCUACGCCCAAACAUACAUUUUACCUAAAAGGUCCUUAUGAUUACGAGAAGCAAAAACCAGGACAGGCGGUGGUAGCGCAGGCCUUUAAUCCCAGCACUCCAGAGGCAGAGUUCAAGGCCAGUCUGGUCUAGAGAGCAAGUUCCAGGACAGCCAGGGAUACACAGAGAAACCCUGUGGCGGGACGGACAAAGACCACCCACUGCUCAGAGUCUGGGGUGCUACACAAGCAUUCGGGUCCACCGUCGCACGUGCGCUAACAUGAAUACACACAAGGGACAAUAGUAGCCAUGCAGUGGUGGUGCACACCUUUAAUCCCAGCACUCGGGCACAGACAGGUCAGUCUGCUCUACAGACGGACUUCUAGGACAGGCUCCAAAUCUACAGAGACACCCUGUCUUGAAAGGGGGGAAAAAGGUAAUAGUAAAAUACAUAUUUUUUUAAAUGUUACCAUUCGGGACUGGGGAGAUGGCUCAUAGGUUAAGAGCACUGACUGCUCUUCCAAAGGUUCCAAGUUCAAUUCCUAGUAACCACAUUGUGACUCAUAACCACCUGUAAUGAGAUUUGGUGCCCUCCUCUGGCAUGCAGACAUGCAGGCAAAACACUGUAUACAUAAAUAAUAAAUAUUUGAAAAAAUAAAAUGUUACCAUUCUUUAAGCCUAGAAUAUGGCUCAGGAAACAAUAUCUAUUCAAAACAAUAUGGAAGUUAACCUU
Molecule: messenger RNA, 4733 nt
Organism: Chionomys nivalis (European snow vole)
Lineage: Eukaryota; Metazoa; Chordata; Mammalia; Rodentia; Cricetidae
Gene: Tmed5
Product: transmembrane p24 trafficking protein 5
Exons: 4
Coding region: 248-937 (229 amino acids)
Biological process (GO): intracellular protein transport; endoplasmic reticulum to Golgi vesicle-mediated transport; Golgi organization
Cellular component (GO): Golgi apparatus; endoplasmic reticulum-Golgi intermediate compartment; endoplasmic reticulum
Source: RefSeq, a predicted model, not a curated record